Molecule: messenger RNA, 3659 nt
Organism: Gasterosteus aculeatus aculeatus (three-spined stickleback)
Lineage: Eukaryota; Metazoa; Chordata; Actinopteri; Perciformes; Gasterosteidae
Gene: rad21b
Product: RAD21 cohesin complex component b
Biological process (GO): replication-born double-strand break repair via sister chromatid exchange; sister chromatid cohesion
Cellular component (GO): cohesin complex
Molecular function (GO): chromatin binding; protein binding
Source: RefSeq, a predicted model, not a curated record
GUUUGUUUUACUCGGAGGAGGGGUGGGAUAAAAAUCCACCACCUCCCGCAGCAGCAGUGACACGUCGGGUGGGGGGAAACGGGGAGAAGCACCAGACGGCGAAGCGGUGAGUCGCAAAGGUUGACGGGUCAACGAGGAAGGACAAUAAGCGCUGACUGCGCGGCGCUCGGGUUUUGAGUGACAGCGGCUAACGGCUAGCAGCCCGCCCGCAUCGUCAUCACCUGUUGUGACGGACGAUGCGGUUUAACGUAACGGACGUCUCGUGACCCUUCAACGACAUUCCACGCCCCGUCCGGACGCGUGCGUGUGUGCCUCCCCCUACCCCUUUCCCUUGUGGUGAGAAGGCCCCGGCACAAUGUUUUAUGCCCACUUUGUCCUCAGCAAGCGUGGGCCGCUGGCCAAAAUCUGGCUGGCGGCCCACUGGGACAAGAAGCUGACCAAGGCACACGUCUUCGAGUGCAAUCUGGAGAGCAGCGUCGAGAGCAUCAUCUCGCCCAAGGUGAAAAUGGCUCUGCGGACAUCGGGGCACCUGCUGCUGGGGGUGGUGAGGAUCUACCACAGGAAAGCCAAGUACCUGCUGGCUGAUUGUAACGAGGCCUUCAUCAAGAUCAAGAUGGCGUUUCGACCAGGCGUGGUAGAUCUUCCAGAGGAGAACAGAGAAGCAGCCUACAACGCCAUCACGCUGCCCGAGGAGUUCCAUGACUUUGACCAGCCACUACCAGACCUGGAUGAUAUUGACAUUGCCCAGCAGUUCAACUUGAACCAAAGCAGAGUGGAGGAGAUCACUAUGAGGGAGGAGGUGGGCAACCUAAACCUGCUGCAGGACAAUGACUUCGCUGACUUUGGCAUGGACGACCGUGAGAUGAUGCGGGAGGAGAGCUCGUUUGAGGUGGACAUCAUGGGAGCGUCGGCUUCCAACCUGCUGCUGGACGCUGAGGGUGCAGCUAACGCGAUGGCUGACAAGUCCAACCAUCUGGAGUACGAUGACCAGUACAAGGACGACUUCGGAGACAAUCCCAUCGCGAGCAAUGAGGAGGGCAUGCUUGUGGACAAGCUGCUGAGCAACGAGGAUGGCGACGGCAUCUUUGACGACCCCCCUGCCAUCGCAGAGAGUGUGAUGAUGCCUCAGGACCACGGAGACGACGACGACGACUUCGAUGCACUGUCAGCGGGAGCUCCGGAUAGUCCAGAUUCAGGUCCAACGAAGCCGCUGCCGGCCACGGCAGACCAGACAGAACAGACCAGCCUGGUUCACAACGAGGAAGAAACCUUCGCCCUGGAGCCGAUUGACAUCACAGUGAAGGAGACCAAGGCGAAGCGCAAGAGGAAGCUGAUCGUGGACAGCGUGAAGGAGUUGGACAGUAAAACCAUCCGUGCACAGCUGUCUGAUUACUCUGACAUUGUCACCACGCUGGACCUGGCCCCUCCCACCAAGAAGCUGAUGAUGUGGAAGGAAACGGGAGGAGUUGAGAAGCUGUUCUCCCUCCCCGCCCAACCCCUCUGGAAUAACAGGCUGCUGAAGAUGUUCACAAGGUGUCUGACACCGCUGGUGCCAGACGAGCUUAGGAGGAGGAGGAAAGGUGGAGAGGCUGACAGUUUAGAUGAGUUCCUCAAGGAUCUGGAGAACCCGGAGGUGCCCAGAGAGGAAACAGCAGGACACCAGCAGAGAGACAUCAUGGACCAGACCCUCAUGGAAGAGGCCAGUGUUCUGCAGACUUCUGCUGUGGAAGGCAGCAGGACCACGCUGGACGAGUCGGUCAUGCCCCCCCCAUCCCCUCAACGUGGCCUCAAGCGCAAAGCCCAGGACACAGAAGCAGCCCUGCCUGUGAGCUCAGAGAUGGGAACUUUGGACCAGCAACAACCAGCGCAGGAGCCAAUCAACGAGUCCCAGCAGCUGGAAGCAGCCGGAGUGGAUCUGGCCCCAGAGGAAACCACCAACAUCAGCCAGAUGAUAGAGUUGGACCUGCUCGGAGACAAGGACAAGAAGAAGAACGAUGACAACUCGGAUGACGAGGAGGAGGAGGUGCAGGGAGGAGACCAAGACCAGGAGGAGAGGAGGUGGAACAAAAGAACCCAGCAGAUGCUCCAUGGCCUCCAGAGGGUGAUGGCCAAAACGGGUUCCCAGUCAAUCGGCCUGCUGGAUCUGUGCAGGAACAACAAUAAGAAGCAGGCAGCCGCUAAGUUCUACAGCUUCCUGGUCCUGAAGAAGCAGCAGGCGGUGGAGCUCGUCCAGGAGGAGCCUUACAGCGACAUCAUAGCGACGCCUGGAGCUCGCUUCCACAUCAUCUAGAAAAACACUACUUUAAAAGGACUCCUUAGUGUAUAUUCCGUAGGUUUGGUCUUCUUAUACGUAUCAAUCAGUGGUGAGAGGAAAGAUGUCUGAAUAACACGGUUGAGUUUUGAGGAGCUUUCUUUCGUGACAAAUACCACAGUGGGGAUCAAAUACUGAGCACUUUUCCUGUCUUUUAUUAUCAUAACUCAAUUUAUAGCGAAUCUCGUAGCCAGGGGGAAAAAAAGUGAGCACUUUGCAUUCCUUCUUCAUUUGGAGUUUCUUUCUACUCCGUGUUUUUCGAGCCGACGUCACUGACUUUCCUCAAGAAGCCGUUGCGUUUCCAUGGUAUAUUUAAAAGAAACAGUACUAUCAAAGUGGGAGUGAUCACGCCAUCGACCGUGCUACUUGGAGCCGCACCGCUCCCACCACUGUAGGCAAAAAAUGUACACUGACAUUAGCAGAAUGGAGCAUGCACUAUUUCCAGUAUGCCAGAGUACAUUUAAACAGUCACUACAGUAGUGAUAUGCAGGUUCACCGAGCCACCAACCAUUGUACAACUGUAGCGGAGCACUUCAAGCAUUACAAAAGCCAAGUGUUUGUUUUUGCAAAGGCUUGCAUCGUCGACUGUUUGCACAAAGCUAUAGUUGUGUUCCAAAUCCACACAAAAAGAAAGGAGCGUAAUUUUCUGCAUAUAGUGUGUAGAUGUUAAAAACAGAUGUUAUUAGUGAUCUGCACUAGUUGCAUGCACUGUUCAUUUAGAGUGGAACAGCUACAGACGAUAACAGUUUUACAACCAUGUUGCUCUUUUAUUCUUACUUGAAGACUUGAAGUUCGGGACAGAUUUUUUAUUUAUUCAGUGUCCCUUUUAUAUAUGCAUUGAAUUCCUCCCUGUGUAAACCAACGAGAUACUUAAUCAAUAUAAAUGUAUUGAUGUAAUAUAUAUAUAUAUAAUUUAUGAGAAUUCAUUUAAAGACCAAAUGGAUUUAUAAUGUAAAAAAUGGCUUGAUAAAACAAUCAAGUGAAGUCUGAAUGAACAAAUGUUGUGAACGUUGUCGUUUGGACUAUAAACGGAAAGAAAAAAAUACUAUGGCUUCAAUUUAGCCGACAUUACACAGCGUUCAGUAAAAACAAGCAGACCACUGACAAAACAGGUGCAUGCGUUUCUUUUUAUAUCCACUUCCAUAUAAAAUGUACAUCACGUGAUGUCCGAGUGCUUCUCAUGUUCUAAACUAUGUGCCGGUGAACCUGCCUUUUCAUUUUGUAUAAAAAGCCAAGACAAAUCUUCGGAUCUCCAAAAUAACUUCCUCAGCAGUUCCAGUCCUGUGCCUGUACGUCCUGGGAACUGUCAAAAACAUUUUUCUAAAUAAAAUAAAUACCAUGAGCGUUA